AUGGAGCUGCUGUCCACGCCCCACAGCAUCGAGGUCAGCAACAUCACCUGUGACUCCUUUCGCAUCUCCUGGACCAUGGAGAACAGUGACCUGGAGAGGGUCACCCACUACUUCAUUGACCUGAACAAGAAAGAGAAUAAGAACUCCAACAAGUUCAAGCACCGGGAUGUCCCCACCAAGCUCGUGGCCAAGGCUGUGCCGCUGCCCAUGACGGUGAGAGGCCACUGGUUCCUGAGCCCCCGCACGGAGUACAGUGUGGCAGUGCAGACCGCCGUGAAGCAGAGCGACGGGGAGUACCUCGUGUCUGGCUGGAGCGAGACGGUCGAGUUCUGCACUGGGGAUUACGCCAAGGAGCACCUGGCCCAGUUGCAGGAGAAGGCCGAGCAGAUCGCAGGCCGCAUGCUCCGCUUCUCCGUCUUCUACCGCAACCAUCACAAGGAGUACUUCCAGCACGCCAGGACCCACUGCGGGAACAUGCUGCAGCCCUACCUGAAGGAUAACAGUGGCAGCCACGGCUCCCCGACCAGCGGCAUGCUCCACGGGGUCUUCUUCAGCUGCAACACGGAGUUCAACACAGGCCAGCCCCCGCAGGACUCCCCCUACGGCCGCUGGCGCUUCCAGAUCCCUGCCCAGCGCCUUUUCAACCCCAGCACCAACCUCUACUUUGCGGACUUCUACUGUAUGUACACGGCCUACCACUAUGCCAUCCUGGUGCUGGCCCCCAAGGGUUCCCUGGGGGAUCGCUUCUGCCGUGACCGCCUGCCCCUCCUGGACAUUGCCUGCAACAAGUUCCUGACCUGCAGCGUGGAGGAUGGGGAGCUGGUCUUCCGCCACGCCCAGGACCUCAUCCUGGAGAUCAUCUACACCGAGCCUGUCGACCUGUCCCUGGGCACCCUGGGGGAGAUCAGCGGGCACCAGCUCAUGAGCCUGUCCACUGCUGACGCCAAGAAAGACCCCAGCUGCAAGACCUGCAACAUCAGCGUGGGCCGCUAG
Messenger RNA from Lagenorhynchus albirostris (white-beaked dolphin), 993 nucleotides. RefSeq names its product phytanoyl-CoA 2-hydroxylase interacting protein (gene PHYHIP). The transcript has 4 exons. Gene Ontology annotation, molecular function: protein binding. The record is from RefSeq and is a predicted model, not a curated record. Bases 1 to 993 code for a protein of 330 amino acids. Gene Ontology annotation, cellular component: cytoplasm. NCBI's taxonomy places the organism in Eukaryota, Metazoa, Chordata, Mammalia, Artiodactyla, Delphinidae.